Linepithema humile (Argentine ant) is the source of this 6463-nucleotide messenger RNA. RefSeq lists its product as uncharacterized. Gene Ontology annotation, biological process: negative regulation of transcription by RNA polymerase II. The record is from RefSeq and is a predicted model, not a curated record. Gene Ontology annotation, molecular function: promoter-specific chromatin binding. NCBI's taxonomy places the organism in Eukaryota, Metazoa, Arthropoda, Insecta, Hymenoptera, Formicidae. Gene Ontology annotation, cellular component: PRC1 complex.
UCAGUGGUUGCAUGCAUGAUUGUUUAUCCGCCAUUUUGUUUUGCUGCUGUACGCGCAGUUUUUAGUGGUGGUAUUUUAAGAUGAAUUUAAGAAUUAAGACGAAUUAAAUCGGCUGACGUUAUUGCUUUACUGAUAUUUUUUUGUGCAUUUACGAAAAAUAUCGUCAUACGGAGAAUGUGAAAUUGGUGUCUUAUGACAGCACCGUGAUGGCAAUCUGUGACAAUUUAUAUCUGACCCAACUUUCUUGACUUUUGAGGCCAAAUGGCGAUUACCAAAUAAAACGGAAAAUUUUCGCUUCAUUCGUCACGAUGUCAGGGCAAAGUGGUGGAUAUCGAGUGUGUUUAACCAAGGUUAAUGAACAAUUGACGUGCAAAUUGUGUAGUGGAUACUUUAUCGACGCCACUACUAUCAUAGAAUGUUUACACUCCUUUUGUAGAAGUUGCAUUGUUAAAUAUUUGGAGAAUAAUAAGUAUUGCCCAAUUUGUGAAGUACAGGUUCACAAAAGUAGGCCAUUGUUAAAUAUACGACCUGAUCAUACAUUGCAGGAUAUUGUAUAUAAAUUGGUACCUGGAUGUUACCAAAAUGAAAUGCGAUGUCGGAGGGAAUUUUAUGCAAAACAUCCAGAAGUACGUAGUCAAGUGACAUCUCCAGAAGCUCGUGGAGAACCUAUAGAAUCACAUAUAUAUUCUCCGGAUGAAUCUCUCAGCUUAUCCUUAGAAUACUUUAAUCCUCUCACAAUCGAUUUAAAUGAAACGAAUGCUGUUAAGGAUAGUAUCGAAAAGCCUUUUGUAAGGCGAUAUCUACGAUGUCCUGCAGCAGUUACUGUAUUUCAUUUACAGAAAUUAAUAAGAGCCAAAUAUGGUCUUAGUGAUGCACAUAGAGUUGACAUAAUGUACAAAGAGGAACCACUAUGCAGUAGUUAUACAUUAAUGGAUGUAAUGUAUAUUUAUCACUGGAGGAGGAAAGUUCCAUUACAUUUAAGCUACAGAAUAUUUGAAUCAUCCUCAAAACGCAUGAAACUGUCGGACGACAAUGCCACGUACAAAACAUCGUUAACAAAUGCUGGCAUUGAUUCUAUAGAUUUAAAAGAUGACAAAUCAUCGAAGCGCGAAUGGAAAGAGGUACAGUUAAAAAUAUCGGAAACUGGUGUGAUGAGCAUAACUGAUAUAUCGAAUACGGUACAUAAAAGAGCUACAGGGAUCGAGAAUUUGCAAAAUGAAAAAGCUGUAGAAGAGACUCUUACUUCCAUAGAAGUAAAAAAGGAAGAUUUAAUAGUUGAAAAUUGUAAUAUAUCUAAAUCUUCUGCAGAAAUACUGCAGCCGACUUUGGUUAUCGAUGCGCAAAUGACGAAUAAUUCAACAAUUCCUGACUUGAGCAAUGCAUUUCUUAUUACGAGUGACGUCAAACCUACAACCGAGAAUUCAUCGAUUAAAAAUUGUAUAUCGUUGAGUACUCAACACAAUGGAAAUACAAGGCAAACAAAUGAAACGGGAAAUAGUGCUGUCUCAACAAAAUUGCAACAAGGUACACAAGAAGUAAAAGAUUCUAAUCAAAUUGCUAAUGUUGAAGACAAAUCAGUUUUAUCAGGACAAAAGACUAUCAGUCAAUCAGCGACACAAUUUAUGGAGAAGAGUGCACUUAUCGCUGAAGAUAAGAAGGGAACGGAUGUAGGUGCGAAAAAAUUGUCGAUAAAUAAUAACAAUAAUAGUACAGAUUUUAAAGUUGGAAAUCCGGGGGAAUCGGUAAAGGAAUGCGCAAAAAACGAAGCAAAAAUGGAAAAUACUGGGUCAAAAAUUGACGCGUUAAGUGUAAAAUUACAAUUUCAACCGAAAUUAGGUCAAAUUAAUAAUACUUAUUCAAAGAAAGCACCAAAGGAGAAACGAACGAUUCCUCAGCAGUGCGGGAAAAAAUCCGACGUAAAAUCAUCAACGGAAGAUACAAAAAUUGCCGUAAAGACACGAACAAAUUGCGGAAAUACAAGUGGUAAAGCAUCGGUAUCAUGUUCCACGGCAAAUCCGCAAAGAUCGAUCGUGUCUGCCGUAACGUCUCAGAAUGCUUCGGUAAUGGAAUCUUCAUCUGGACCCGGCAGACAGGAAGCUCUCUACGAAAAGGAUAAUCAGAGUGCAAAGAUCGAUGUGCAGCAAGCUUUGAAUUUGUUGGAACAGAAAACAAACUCGUCCAUACAAGCAAUGGCAGAAUCUGUUCCGAAAACGAUCAGCAGUACAAGUCCGAAAUGCACACGGAGUAACAGUACAACCGCGACGAAUGAAAAUGUACCUACCAUAUCGAAUAUUUCCACAUCCACGGUUGGUCAUGCGACAUCAACGUUUUCCUACACAUUUCACGAUCUAGUAACUAACUCGACCAGCUUGAAAUCAGCGCUCAAGAAUUCCAACAGCAGCUGCGUGCUCCAAAAAUCAUUGGGCAUGCCACCGAUCAUCUCUUCAACGUCCAACAGUCAAAUAUGCUCUAUGCCUCAGUUUAGCAUACAAACAUCCCCGACGGGCGCAUAUUCCACACCUGUAUCGUUGAAGAAUAACUAUAGCAAUGUGAGUCAAAAUGUAAGCACUGUAAUGACAACAUCGACAGCGACGAUUACGGCGACGGCAAUGUCGAAACCAACGUCGGGGGCGUGUUCGGCGGUGCCUCCGUGUCCGGAUGCGAUUCCUAUAUCUCUGAUGAAGCAAGCGUCUAUGCGCAAGCAGGAAGUGACCGCUAAGGGUACGAACCUGAAUGAAAUUUGUGCGAAAAUCGGCUCUAACACAACUGGCUCAAAGAUCAACGACAUCUGCGCGAAGAUAGGCGAAAAUUCAAAGGAGAAGAACAGGAUAGAGACACGUGGUAAAUCGGAUGUACCGGAUCUGCUCAAGAUAAGCACGAAGAAGUGCUCUGCACCGUCACCGUCUAAUUCGGACACGACAAUCAAGCAUAUACCUAAUAUUCCGAAUGUACCGGUGUACACCCCGAGUAGCAACGCAACAACAACAACAACGAUGGAGAGUAAGUCCACCUUGUCAACGUCAACAUCAGCCGGUGUGCUAGCGGGAUCGAUAUCAACGUCAUCCAUACCGACGUCGUCUCACAUGAGCCAGAAAGCGUCGUCCCUGAGGAAGCACAGUCAACCGAUCGGGUAUAAAACGCUGCGCGAUCCACCGAAAUCUUGGAAUCCUACAUUGUCGAAAAAUAAUUAUGUAGCGGUGAAGAAUCAAGCAAAGGAGAUGCAGAACUCCGCGUCCGAAGGUACGAGCAAACAGAUUCCAUCGAAACCAGCUAAGAUUUUUAAAAUGAGAAACAUGCCGCGAUACCUGGGCAAUCCCGCGUCAGGUGUGAAGCCUAUGUACGGUGUCGCGAACGAUACGAAGGAGAAGGAACAAUCGGCGACCAAGAGCGUUACUCUCAACAUGAUGAAAAUCGAUCCCAAGACGCUAUCACCCAUCGUCUCGACGAUUAAUUCGUCGAUCGUUUCGCCGCCACCCUACUCGCCGAACACCCGAAAUUAUCAAACUCCGUUUCCGCGAGACAUAUGUCGCAACACCGGAUCUCCCAUCUCGCCCAGAAACUCUCCGGUGAAUAUGUUGUCGACUAAUCCGUUCAUACCAUCUCCUACGCCGAAUACGAAUCCUCGGAUCAUAUAUUCUCAUUUCCCUCCUCCCUUUCCAGAUGCUAGCCGAUUCCCGAAUCCUUUGAUACGAUCGCCCAUCGGUAUCCCACCUCCCAGUGCCUUCCACAGUAGUCUACCGCCUUCGAUCAACAAGCUGUAUCAGCGAUCGAGUUACGUACCGCAAACCACUGGUUACUCGCCCGUGUCUAGCCAACCACCGACAGUGCAGAGGAUACCACCCAGCACCCAUUCAUCCUCGCCGAAAUCGCCUAAAGCCUCAUCGCCAAGUUCUAUUUCGUCCAUGUCGUUCAACUUGGCAAAGGCGGACUCGCAGUCGCCGAUUACAUCAACGGUGGACAGCGUCGCACUGCUGCUGUCCAAAAGCGUAUCCAUGCCCGUACCUGUGCAAUCACCGCAACGCGAACUCAAUGCGUUUAACUUGUCUAAGACCGGCAGUUUGACUUCGGGAUCCAACGUCGUCAAGACAUCCGCCGCGGCGGACACGAGUAACAUGGUUGCGGAAACGCAGAUUUCUAAGCAGAGCUUUUCCUCCAUGUCGCUCAAUUCUGCGACCAUCACCAGCACAGAGAUAUCCGAAAAAUCGUCGAGCUCGUCGAGCGGCACUAACGAGCGGAAGCAAUGCAAAGACGCGGAGGUGCAAAAGGCGCAGGAGACUGCGCAAUCGAGAGAGGAAAAUUCGAAGACGAAGCUUACGGAAAUGAGAUGUAACACAGAUAUCGCUGACAACACCGCGACCUCACCUCAUGAUAAGAAGCAAAAGAAUCAAGCAACCAAGAUUAACGGCGACGUUACAACGGAACAGCAUGUAAGUAAGAAAUCUACGGAAGAUAAUAUUAACGAAACAGCAAUGCCGGUAGAGACAACCGAACGAGACAGUCAAGUAGAACGGUCCUCGUCCAGAGAAGAAAAUAGCAAUCCGAAGAGCAACAUUCAAACUAAUGUCAAUAAUUCGCCCGUGAGCGAUUCGAAGAAGGAGGAUCUCGGCAAGACUAACGAGCAGAUACAGGGUAAAAAAUCCGAAGUGCAAAAAAAUAAGGCAGAGACGUAAUUGUAUGAUAUAAAGAUUAAUCGUUUUUAGAUGCGAGUCGCGCAAAUCCUUACUACGCGUAUUGGUAAGCGCUGCAUUUAAUCCGACACAACCUCUCUUAAAUCUGUAGUAUGAACCGCGGCAGAUAAGCUUAUAUAUGGUCGUUAUACUUGAACGAGAAUUCAGGUAUAGAAUCUGAUAUUUGCUGAUACUACUGCCAGUAAUUUUUAACGUCGUUUCCACCUGCACAAUCGCAUAUAUUCCACAUAUACUUCUAUAUUUGAAAAUUGCGCUUAUACUAUCCGCGCGUAGUGGAAAGUGUCACAAGUUGAUUAUAAAGCUGAGCGAUUAAUUUUUACAAUAUAUCUACUGUGUAAGAAGCAAAAAGCAGUUACGGCCAUUGUUAAAAUGUUCCAUGGCAUGUUAGGAAUCUGUAUAUUUCUGUAAAUAGCAAUUGCGAAAGAUGGAAUUAUUUUCUAUUUUAAAUGAGUUAUUAUAUAUUGUGUUGAGCACAUUACUUUAUAAACAUAUGUUGACGAUAAUUAUGAGACCAUCUAAAUUCUCAUGUAUAUAACAUUAAUAUUGCUGCAAUGAGUCUCUCACUGUUAAUAUAGAUGCAUACAUACAUACCUAUAUAAAUGUAUACUACCGCUAAAAAGUUUACAGAGAGCUCAUCAUCACAAUUUUUAAAUCGAUUUAUCUCUUUUUUUACAGAUACAUUUACAUUAAACUUCUUAAUCUUGACGAUUACUUUUUGCCUAUCACUGUUUCGACAUUAUAUCAGAUCAUUGUGCAAAUCUUAGAUUGUUCCUUCUGUGCAAAGAGAAUUUUAUUUUCUAAUAUUAAACAGAUAUAUAUUCUUUUAUUAUUAUUUUAAUUUUAAGAUUUAUCCAAAUAGUGUACGUUCAUAAAUAGGGAUCGAUGUUUUUACUAGAGUAUCUGGUUAUAUUUAAAAAUUAUUAAGUUCGGAGAACUUUUGAGCGAUAGUAUACAUAAUAUAUCUUAUUUUUAUCGUAUAACAAACUGAUUUUUGCUUGACGAUAGUUUGAUCAUCGUUACAAUUUUAUAAUACUUACCAUUCAGAUAAUGAUUAAAUUGCAUAAAAAUCAUUUUAUCAUAUGAUUGCUAGUGGUAAAUAUUAUAAAAUUGUUAAAAAAUAUAAUAAAAAAUAAAUAAGGUAAAUAUCCCAGCGGUCCAGACAUGUCUCUAUUGAUAUAUAUAUUACUACCAAUUGUAUAUAUUAACAAAAUAUUAUUUAAUAUUUAUAAAUGUAAAAUCCAAAAUAAUUCUUAACCAAAUGACUUAAGAAACUUAUUUUUUUCGCAUUAACAACCACAGUUGGUUCUUGAUGCCUAAUUCUUUAUAUAUGAUUUGGAAAAAAUAAUAUUUUCGUUAAUAAUAAUAAACUCUCAAAUGUCCGGUCACUCUGGCACAUUUAUCUUAUAAUAAUAUAAAAUGCUAAACUAUCUACACACAAAUUCGAUGGAGACAGGAAAAAGUAAUAUGUUUCAAGUGAAACAGCGUUUAUGUCAUAUCUAUCUUAAACUUAAAAUCUAUCUUUCGUUACACAUGUAUUACGCAUUGUAAUAUUGAUGCAUAUAUUUUUCGCGGAUAUGGGUUAUAUAUAAGAGUGGCGAAAACGAUAACUUCGGGAAAAAAUUUUAAGUUAUAUAUUUAAAUCUACUGUAUGAUUUGCAUCUCUCAGUACACUGCAUGUACUGUUGAAUUUGUUAAUAUCAUAAUGUAUAACGCGUUAUAUCAUCUUAAUAACAUAUGCGUUCUUCGCAUAUAAAAUAAAUGGAAGUUAUUCGUUA